UAUAUUUUGCAUACUGUUGGCAAUACUAACGUAGAGAAGCGAAGUACGGGCGUUUAUGAAAAUAUUUUACUAUUUGCUUUCAAUUUAAAAAAAAUAUAUCUCCAACAAUUAUGUCGGACGACUGGCAAAGUCAGCAGUUUCGCCAAAGUGCCAUUGCGAAGAUAAAAGACCUGCUGCAAGCAUCUGGCCAGCAUCUUGAUAAAAAUGCCAAUGUUAUGGAGAAUCAUAUAUUUAAGAAAUCUAAAAGUAAGGAAGAAUAUAUGACCCUGUUAACAAAAAUAUAUUCGCAUUUUAAGGAGAAUUCAAGGAAAUUGACUAAUGAAAUAUCUCAACAAAAUAUGAUGCAAGAUCCUCUAAAUGCUUUGCAAAAUUUGGCGAGCCAGGGUAAUCGUAAUCCGCAAAUGAUGUCCAUGGGUGGAGGUCCAGGAGGGCCGGUAACUGCUUCUAAUUUGCUGCAAAGUCUUAACCAACAACGACCAGGACAGCAACAAAUGCAGCAAAUGCAGGGCAUGCGGCCUCAAAUGCCUAUGGGCGGCGGUGUACCUGGUCAACAACAAAAUGUGGUGGGCGGCCCUAGUAGCCAACAACAAAUGAUGAAUCAAAUGGUUGGACCAGGUGGUUUGCAAAUGAAUAUUAUGGGAGGGCCAGGCGGACCUCAACAAAAUCAAAUGGUUGGCAAUGCCCAGCAAAUGACUGCAGGCGGUAGUGGUCCCGGUGUUGGUCAAGGGCUAGGACCAGGGCAGAUGAAUCAAAUGGUCGGCCCGGGAUCUGGGGGACCAAUGGGUUCGGGCGCCGGUGGACCAAAUCAAAUGCAGAUGCAAGCAGCGGCCGGACAAAUGCAAGGCGGACCUAUGAAUGUUCACGGGAUGAAUGUGCAACAGUUACCCGGACAAAUGCCGCAACAACAAAUGCAACAGAUGAGCAUGCAACAACACUCUCAGCUUAAUCAAAUGAUGAAUGCUCGAAUGAACCAGACCGGCCCCGGUGGAAAUAUAACGGUUGGUGCAGGACCUACCGGUGGUGCUGCUCAAGGCAUGCAAGGACUACCUGGUAAUUUGCAACAGAACCAAGGGGCAGGAGCAGUAAGCCAAAUGCAUUCUGGCAACGUAAGCGGCGGACCACAAGUUCCUUCAAGUGCUAUGGGCAAUAAUGCAGGACAAGGCAACCUCAAUCAAAUGUUAAACAUGCCGCCUGGCAUGCAGAAAAAUCCCAAUAUGCCCCUAACUCAAAACAAUCAGAUGUUUAACGUUAACCGAGGCGUGGUAGGACAACAACAAUUUCUUCGGCAAAGUCCAUCACCUAGUACGGUUUCUUCACCGGCAGGUGGGCUUACCGUGCAGCAGCAGCAACAACAGCAACAACUGCAACAAGUUGUUAACAAUCAACAGCAAUUACAGCAACAACAGCAGCAACAAGCCAACCAAACUGGAGGACCUCAAUCUAAUCAGGCGUUGCCGAACGCGCAAAUGAUACCCAGCCCCGCUUUAGUACCAACCUCAAGUCCCCAAAUGUCUGGUCUAAUGCAAAAUCCCAAUCAAAGACAGAUGCGACAAUCGCCCAGUUCUAAUCUAAAUACUCCUGGCCAAGUAGCUAACAGUCCUUUCAAUCCGCACGAAGAACAAUUAUAUCGAGAAAAGUACAAACAGCUCACUAAAUAUAUUGAACCUCUCAAGAGAAUGGUGGCGAAAUUUAGCAACGAUGGUGCUCAGAUCGAAGGCCAAACAAAAAUGCGUAAACUUUUAGAAAUCUUAUCGAAUCCGUCGCAGAGAGUGUCCUUGGAAACUCUACUUAAGUGUGAAAAGGUUUUGGAAAAAAUGGAAAUUGGCAAUAUAGUGCAACAAUUUGGCAAAUCGCCCAAUCCCCUAAUGGAAGUGAUAACCAAUACAUUGCAAAGUCCUAUAGCUAAUCACACCCUAUAUCGCACGUUCCGUCCAACUCUGGAAUUACUGCUUGGUACGGAUAUUUCUGCACCACCACCACUCAAAAAGUCAAAAACAACAAAUUCAAAUGAAACAGAAAUACCGCACUUACUGCAAGGAGAAUUAGCACGUUUGGAUACCAAAUUUAAAGUUUCGUUGGAUACUACCGUGCAGAAUAAUACUCAAUCGAUUAAACUGAUAUGCUGUUUGGAUGACAAAAAGUUACCUAGCGUGCCACCUAUAAAUAUCAACAUACCAGAGGAAUAUCCUUUGUCUUCGCCGGAUUGUAUUUUGAUCGAGCAGGACUACACUUGUACAUCGUUCUUGAAGUCCGUGCAAAGCGCAUUCACAGCUCGAAUAGCUAAACUGCCCAAACUCUAUUCUUUGUCGCAUCUGUUGAAUACAUGGGAAAUGUCGGUACGGCAAGCUUGUUCGCCCAAUGCUAGCAAACCUAUUUGCGAACUAACCGCUCUCUUCGGCAUGUAAAUUAGCUGACUACAAAUAA
Messenger RNA from Glossina fuscipes, 2424 nucleotides. It is a transcript of the gene MED15, whose product is annotated as mediator of RNA polymerase II transcription subunit 15. Gene Ontology annotation, biological process: regulation of DNA-templated transcription. The transcript has 5 exons. Gene Ontology annotation, molecular function: transcription coregulator activity. Bases 111 to 2405 code for a protein of 764 amino acids. The record is from RefSeq and is a predicted model, not a curated record. Lineage: Eukaryota; Metazoa; Arthropoda; Insecta; Diptera; Glossinidae.